Molecule: messenger RNA, 1380 nt
Organism: Colletotrichum chrysophilum
Lineage: Eukaryota; Fungi; Ascomycota; Sordariomycetes; Glomerellales; Glomerellaceae
Exons: 3
Coding region: 1-1380 (459 amino acids)
Biological process (GO): base-excision repair
Cellular component (GO): nucleus; mitochondrion
Molecular function (GO): phosphoric diester hydrolase activity; DNA binding; zinc ion binding
Source: RefSeq, a predicted model, not a curated record
AUGCCUCCUCGUACGUCGGCUCGCAGGAAGGCGCAAGCUGUCGUCGAGACCAAGGUCGAGGAGAAGACCACCACCAAGGCGAACGGAUCCAAGAGCGCAACUGCUACUGCCGUCAAGACCAAGACCGCUGCAGUCCCCAAGGCCGCUCCGAAGCGCAAGGUCGAGUCGGACGACGAGCAAGAGGAGUGUGGCAGCUGCGCCGAAGAAGAGAAGCCUGCAAAGAAGAGGAAGACCGCCGCCAAAGGCAAGGCGAAGAAGGACGACGACAUGCCUCUCGCAGACAGAACAGCCGUUUCUUCGUUGAAAAAGGCGAUGUACAUCGGUGCUCAUGUGAGCGCUGCAGGAGGUGUGGAUAACUCGAUUCAGAAUGCCGUCAACAUCGGCGCCAACGCCUUCGCCCUAUUCCUCAAGUCCCAACGCAAAUGGGAGAGCCCGCCUCUCGCGGCCGACGCCAAGAAGAAGUUCCUCGAGCAGGCAAAGGCAAGCGACUACGACGCCGGCGCCCACGUCCUCCCGCACGGCUCCUACCUCGUCAACCUCGCGCAGGCAGACGCCGCCAAGGCGAAGCAGGCGUAUACCAGUUUCAUUGACGACCUUCAGCGCUGCGAGCAGCUGGGCAUCAAGCUGUACAACUUUCACCCAGGCAAUACGGGAGGCGAGGCGAGGGAGGAGGCAUGUGGGCGGAUUGCGGCGCAGUUGAACGCGGCGCAUAAGGCGACUAAGAGCGUCAUUACAGUGUUGGAGAAUAUGGCGGGCGCGGGAAACGUCAUCGGCACCAAGUUUGAGGAUUUGAAGGAGAUUAUCGACAAGGUUGAGGAUAAGAAGAGGGUGGGCGUGUGCAUUGAUACAUGCCAUGCGUUUGCGGCGGGCUACGACUUGCGGACGCCAGAGGUGUUUGGGGAGACGAUGAAAGAGUUUGAUGAGGUGGUAGGGAACAAGUACCUGAAGGCUUUCCAUCUCAACGACAGCAAGGCACCAUUUGCCUCGCAUCGUGAUCUCCAUGCCAACAUUGGCACCGGCUUUCUCGGUCUGCGGGCGUUCCACACACUGGUCAACAAUGACGCAUUCAAAGACAUGCCGAUGGUCCUCGAGACGCCCAUCGAUCGUAAGGACGAGAAUGGGAAGAGUGUCGAGGACAAGAAGGUGUGGGCGGACGAGAUCAAGCUGCUGGAGAGCUUGAUUGGCAUGAACGCGGAGAGCGACGAGUUUAAGGAGCUCGAGGAGAAGCUACAGAAGCAAGGAGCCAGCGAGAGGAGUAAGAUCCAGGAUCAGGUUGACCGAAAGGCUGCCAAGGAUUCGAAGAAGGGGACGAAGGGCGCGAAAAAGGCGCCUGCCAAGGGAAGGAAGAACAAGGUCGAGAGUGAUGAGGACAGCGAGUAA